Molecule: messenger RNA, 13386 nt
Organism: Zea mays
Lineage: Eukaryota; Viridiplantae; Streptophyta; Magnoliopsida; Poales; Poaceae
Product: microtubule-associated protein futsch
Exons: 7
Coding region: 337-13086 (4249 amino acids)
Source: RefSeq, a predicted model, not a curated record
ACAACCAUGUGCCUCAUCACGUACCAGUUGCCAUUUUGGCACCUAAUGCUGAGUCCCCAUGUUCAUUGAUCUGCCAUUUCAGGGAUAACUUCUCCCGCUUAAUCACGAUUACACUUAGGCAAGUGCUAAUUCUCUGUCAAGAGCACUGUCAUUCCUAGCCGCUGCUCAGCAAUAGAAAAACAUAUUCACAGAGGGGCAGAGGAAAGGUCGGUAUAAAGACCACCAGCUUUUCGAGAUACCACCGGCCUUUUUCAGGGAGAAGCCACUCCAUCUUUCUUUUUUUCCUUUUUCCAACUUUCUUCUUCUUCCUCCUCCUUCUCAUUCUGAUCUGGAACAAUGGCGACAGAAGACGAAGAGCGAGAAGCAGCAGAUGGGACGGAAGUCCCAGUGGAAGCUGUGGUUUUGGGAACAUUCCAUUUGCAUGCACACCCAGAAGGCAAGCUUUCAUCUCUGAUGGAUAUCAAGAGCAUGGGAGAAACCAUCGAUUCAACUGAAGGAACGUUGAAGAUUCCAGAGGAUCAAGUUUUAGUAGAAGCACCCUCUGAUGUCCAACUUCCUCCAGAACAUAAUCUAAAUGGUGAAGCAUCUUCUUUGAAUGGCCAUACAGACAAAGAAGAGAAGGUUUCAGUCGAGCAGCCACAUGACAAUGAUCAGGAAGAAGCAGAACUAGAUCAGAACAACAGAAUCAACAAAGAAGAUGCGGCUGAUGGUUUAAGUCAUGGAGAGAGCACAACAGAAGACAGCUGCCUUCUGAAGCACAAGAAAGAUGAAGAAUCCAAGGGUGAUGAACAACAAGAUUUAGGUGUUACAGUGGAUGAUGACUUGGUGCAGGAAGACACGCUGAAAACUGACAAUGCUAUUGAGCAAACAGAUGAUGGUCAGCAAGACCAGGAUCAAGAACCUGAAAAGGCAAACGAGAACACAGAACCUGCAAGCAUCGCAAACAAUGACGAUGUUGAGAUUGUAGCUGAGACACCUACUGGACUCCAAGCUCCUGUGGAGUCACGUAUGAAUGAUUCUGAUGGCAUUCCGGAGACUAUUGAUGAAGAGACAGAAACAGAUGAACCAGCUCAGGCAGAUGGCGUUGUUCAUCCUGAAGACGUGGCCAAAGUAGAAGAUCAACAGAGUCAACAAGAUGACACGGUGGAUGCAGAUGUGGCCCCAGAAGAGGUUAAAUGUGAAGAAACUGAUCAGCAGGAAGAGAAGCCCAAAUCUGAAGCUCAUGAGCCAACGAUUGAUACUCGAGAAGCGUUGAAUCAAGAACCUGCUGAAGAAACUGAUGACUCGAUGAAUAAAAAGAUUGAAGAAACUGCACACCAGAGGAACAUGGCAGCUCCAAAGGAGACAACACUAGAACAUGAAGCAACAAUGAGUGCUACACCAGUAAAUACACAAGUGCAGGACCAGGAACCAUUAGAAGAAAUAGAAGAUACCGAAAAAGGAAUCCAACCAAGCAGUGGUUCUGGGGAUGCAAUUCCAGAAGAUCAAUCUAAUUUAAGUGUUACUAUAGACAAUGACACUGUGAAUGAGGAUACAGUGAUAGGUAUUGAGCAACAGGAUGAUGGUCAGCAAGAUGAGGAUCUAGAACCAGAAAAGGCAACUGAGGAUACACAACCUGCAAGCAUGACAAACAUUCCCCAGGUUGAGGUUGUAACUGAAGCAUCUUCUGGAGUCCAAACUCCUGGGGACCUGAAUCUCAACAACUCUGAUGCUGUUCCAGAUACUAUUGAUGCAAACACAGAAACAGAUGAGCCAUCUAAAGCACACUCUGUUGUUCAUCCUGAAAAGAAAGAGAGAUUUCUAGAAGACGCAACCACUGAGGAACCUACAGAAGAGGUGGUCAAAGUAGAAGCUCAACAGAGCCAGCAAGCAGAUGUGAUGGAUGCAAACAUGGUGCAGGAAGAGGUGCCUAAAUCUGAACAUGCUGAUGAGCCAGCAACUGAUGCUUUUGAAGUGCUGAAUCAAGAAUCUGUUGAUGAGCCAGCAAUUCAAGCACCUGUAACUAUUCAAGUGCAGAACCAGGAACCAUUAGAAGAAAUAGAACUUGCUGAAGCAGUUGAUACUGAAGCAACAGUGCAACAAAGCAGUGCUGCUUUUGAGGAGUCGGUUCCAGAACAUCAAUGUAAUUUAGGUGCUACACAUAACACAGAGCAGGAAGACACGCUGGAAGCUAGUGGGCAAUCAAAAGGAGGUCAGGAAUACCAAGACCUAGGACCAGAAAAUGCAACUGAAAACACACAACAAGCAAGCAUGACAAAUAUUCUUGAUGUUGAGGUUAUAACUGAAACACCCUCUGGAAUUCAAACUCCCAUGGAGAUCAAUCUGGUUAUCUCUGAUGCCAUUCCAGAUGCAACUGAUGGAAACACAGAAACAGAUGAACCAGCUAAAGCACACACUUUCGUUCAUCCUGAAAAGAAUGAAGUCUUUCCAGAAAAUACAUUUACCACCAAACCUACAGCAGAGGUAGUCAAAGUAGAAGAUCAGCAGAACCAGCAAGAUGAUGCAAUGGAUGCAGAAGUGGUGCUGGAAGAGGUGCCUAAAUCUGAACGUGCUGAUGAGCCAGCAACUGAUGCUCUUGAAGUGCUGGAAUCUGUUGAAGAAACUGAUGACCCAAUGAAUGAAAAGACUGAAGAAACAACCCAACAGAGCAACAUACCAGCAUCUGAGGAGACAACGGCAGAAUAUGACGCGACAAGGGAGCCACCUGCAAAUAAUCAAGUGCAGAACAAGGAACCAGUAGAUGAAAGAGAAUCUACUGUAGAAGAAAGAGAAGUUGCUGAAGCAGUUGAUACUGAAGCACCAGUGCAACAAAGCAGUGUUGCUUUUGAUGAGGCAGUUCCAGAAGAGCACCAUAAUUUAGGUGUUGCAAAUAACACAGUGCAAGAAGACACAAUGGAAGCCACUGGACAAACACAAGAAGGUCAGCAAUACCAAGAUCUAGGACCAGAAAAUGCAGCUGAGAACACACAACCUGCAAGCACGGAAAACAUUCCUGAUGUUGAGGUUAUAACCAAAGCACCUUCUGAAAUUCAAAGUCCUGUGGAGAUCAAUCUGGACAUCUCUGAUGCCAUUCCAGAUACUAACGAUGGAAACACAGAAACAGAUGAGCCAGCUAAAGCAAACACUGUCGCUCGUCCUGAUACGGAAGAGAGCUUUGCAGAAGAUACAUCUACUGGACCUACAGAAGAGGUGGUCACACUAGAAGAUCAACAGAGCCAACAAGUUGAUGCAAAGGAUGCAGACGUGGUGCAGGAAGAGGUGCCUACAUCGGAGCACACCGAUGAGCCAGCAACCGAUGCUGUUGAAGCGCUGAAUCAAGAAUCUGAUGAAGAAACAGAUGGCCCAGUAUAUGAAAAUACUGAAGAAACAACACACCAGAGCAACAUGCCCGCAUCUGAGGAGACACUACCAGAAAAUGAUGUGACAACAAGGGAGCCAUCUGUAACUAUUCAAGCACAGAACCAGGAAUCAUUAGAAGAAAGAGAAGUUCAUGAAGCAGUUGAUACUGAAGCAACAGUUCAACCAAGCAGUGCUUCUUUUGAGGAGUCAGUUCCAGAACAUCAACAUAACUUAGGUGCGACAAAUGACACAGUGCAGCAAGACACACUGGAAGCAACUAAGCAAACAAAAGGAGGUCAGCAAUACCAGGAUCUAGGACCAGAAAAUGCAACUGAGAACACACAACCUGCAAGCAUGGCAAACAUUCCUGAUGUUGAUGUUAUAACCAAAGCAUCUUCUGGAAUUCAAACUCCUGUUGAGAUCAACCGGGACAUCUCUGAUGCCAUUCCAGAUGCUACUGAUGGAAGCACAGAAACAACUGAACCAGCUAAAGCGCACAGUAUCAUUCAUCCUGAAAAGAAAGAGAGCUUUCAAGAAGAUACAUCUACCGCAGAACCUACAGAAGAGGUGAUCAAAGUAGAAGAUAGACAGAGCCAGCAAGCUGAAGCAAUGGAUGCAGACGUGGUGCAGGAAGAUGUGCCUAAAUCUGAACAUGCUGAUGAGCCAACAGCUGAUGCUCUUGAAGUGCUGAAUCAAGAAUCUAUUGAAGAAACCAAUAGCCCAGUGAAUGAAGAGACUGAAGAAGCAACCAACCAGAGCAACAUGCCAGCAUCUGAGGAGACAAUACCAAAAUAUGACGCGGCAACAAGGGAUCAACCUGUAAAUAUUCAAGCGCAGAACCAGGAACCAGUAGAUGAAGGAGAAGCUACUGUAGAAGAAAGAGAAGUGGCUGAAGCAGUUCAUACUGAAGCACCAGUGCAACAAAGCAGUGUUGCUUUUGAGGAGGCAGUUCCAGAAGACCAACAUAAUUUAGGUGUUGCAAAUAAUACAGUGCAAGAAGACAUGAUGGAAGCUACUGGGCAAACAAAAGAAGGUCAGCGAUACCAAGAUCUAGGACCAGAAAAUGCAAUAGAGAACACACAACCUGCAAGCACGGCAAACAUUCCUGAGGUUGAGGUUAUAACCGAAGCACCUUCUGGAUUUCAAACUCCUGUGGAGAUCAAUCUGGACAUCUCUGAUGCCAUUGCAGAUACUACUGAUGGAAACACAGGAACAGAUGAACUAGUUAAAGCAGAAGGUGUUAUCCAUCCUGAAAACAAAGAGAGUUUUCUAGAAGAUACAUCUACCACAGAACCUUUAGAAGAGGUGGCCAAUGUAGAAGAUCAGCACAACCAGCAAGCUGAUGCAAUGGAUGCAGACGUGGUGCAAGAAGAGGUGCCUAAAUCUAAAGCCGAUGAGCCAGCAACUGAUACCCUUGAAGUGCUCAAUCAAGAAUAUGCUGAAGAAACCAGUGGCCCAGCGAAUGAAAAGAUUGAAGAAACAGCCAACCAGAGCAACAUGCUAACAUCUGAGGAGACAGUACCAGAGUAUGACACAGCAACAAGGGAUCCACCUGUAAAUAUUCAAGCACAGAACCAGGAAUCAUUAGAAGAAAGAGAAGCUACUGUAGCAGAAAAUGAAGUUGCUGAAGCAGUUGAUACUGAAGCACCAGUGCAACAAAGCAGUGUUGCUCUUGAGGACGCAGUUCCAGAAGAUCAACAUAACUUAGGUGCUACAAAUAACACAGCGCAGGAAGACACGCAGGACGCUAUUGGGCAAACAAAAGAAGGUCAGCAAUUCCAUGAUCUAGGACCAGAAAAUGCAACUGAGAACACACAACCUGCAAGCAUGGCCAACAUUGCUGAUGUUGAUGUAACAACCGAAGCACCUUCUGGAAUUCAAACUCCUGUGGAGAUCAAUCUGGACAUCUCUGAUGCCAUUCCUGAUACUACUGAUGGAAACACAGAAACAGAUAAACUAGUUAAAACAGAAGGUGUUAUCCAUCCUGAAAAGAAAGAGAGUUUUCCUGAAGAUACAUCUACCGCAGAACCUACAGAAGAGGUGGCCAAUGUAGAAGAUCAGCAAAGCCAGAGAGCUGAUGCAAUGGAUGCAGACGUGGUGGAUGAAGAGGUGCCUAAAUCUGAACAUGCUGAUGAGCCAGCAACUGAUGCUCUUGAAGUGCUGAAUCAAGAUUAUGCUGAAGAAACCAAUGACCCAGUGAAUGAAAAGACUGAAGAAACAGGCAACCAGAGCAACAUGCCACCAUCUGAGGAGACAACACCAGAAUAUGACACGACAACAAGGGAGCCACCUGUAAAUAUUCAAGCACAGAACCAGGAAUCAUUAGAAGAAAGAGAAGCUACUGUAGAAGAAAGUGAAGUUGCCGAAGCAGUUGAUACUGAAGCACCAGUGCAACAAAGCAGUGUUGCUCUUGAGGAUGCAGUUCCAGAAGAUCAAUAUAACUUAAUUGCUACAAAUAACACAGUACAGGAAGACACACAAGAAGCUAUUGGACAAACAAAAGAAGGUCAACAAUACCAUGAUCUAGGACCAGAAAAUGCAACUGAGAACACAGAACCUGCAAGCACGGCCAACACUCCUGAUGUUGAUGUAAUAACCGAAGCACCUUCUGGAAUUCAAACUUCUAUUGAGAUCAAUCUGGACAUCUCCGAUGCCAUUCCAGAUACUACCGAUGGAAAUGCAAAAACAGAUGAACUAGUUAAAGUAGAUGGUGUUAUCCUUCCUGACCACAAAGAGAGCUUUUCUGAAGACACAUGUGUUGUAGAACCUACAGAAGAGAUGAUAGAAGUAGAUCAACUUGGUCAACAAGCUGAUGCGAUACAUGCAGAGGUAUUGCAGGAAGAGGUGCCUGAGAUGAUAGAAGUAGAUCAACUUGGUCAACAAGCUGAUGUGAUACAUGCAGAGGUAUUGCAGGAAGAGGUGCAUAAAUCUGAACAGUCUGAUGAGCCAGGGGUCGAUGCUCAAGAAGUGCUGAACCAAGAAUCUGCUGAAGAAACUGAUGGCCUGGUGAAUGUAAAGACUGAUGAAACUGAGCACAAGAGCAACAUGGUGGUCCCUGAUGACACAAUUCCAGAACAUGAUGCACAAACGAGAGAGCCACCUGUAAAUAUUCAAGAACAAAGCCGGGAAUCAGUAGGAGAUGCUGAAGCAGUCAAUACUGAAGCAGAAAUGCAACAAAACAGUGUUGCUUUUGAGGAGACAACUCCAGAAAACCAUGUAGCAACCUCAGAGCCAUGUUCUGAAAUCCAACAUGCACAUCAUGUGGAACCAGAGGAAAUCAAUGGCCCUGAAGAUGGCAAAGAUGAUGAGAUCACCAACAUGAGCAGCAGAGAAUAUCUAGUUCGAGAUAAUGUUCUGCAGAGUGGACCAAUAAUAGAUAUACAACCAGUUCAGGAGUUGGAACAAAUUAAAACGGAUGAAGCUUCUAACCAGACUCAUGCUGUUAUCUUCAAUGACCUAGCUCAGGAAGAUGCUACAGCAACAAGUGAACCACAAGUGACUGAAACAGAACUAAAGGACAUUGAAGCCACUGAAGCUGAAGAAAUCACCAAACUUGACCAUGUUACUCAUUCCAAGGAACUUGCAGUAGAAAAUGAUUCAACAGCAGAUGAACCACAUAAGGGUGAAAUCCAUCAAACUCUUGAACAAGAUUUAGUUGAAGUUAAGGACACUGGAACUUACCAUGAAAAAACAAUAUCUACUUCAGAGGACACAGUACAAGAUAAUUUGACAGAAGAUGAGCCAAGUUUUGGUAGUCAAGAAGUAGAUGAUGCAGAGUCAACAGAAGAAACUAAGCAAAACAUAGCUGAGAAUAUUGCAGAAGUCUCUGAUGUGGCGAUUGUUGAUGACGCAAUUGAACAGAAUGUGCUACAGACUGAGGAUAUCGUUGAAAUGCAUAAACAGGAGCUGGAACGAGAAGAAACAGAGAGAAUAGAACCUGUUGAAUCAGAGGAAGCUUCUGAUCAGAGGAAUGAUGCACCAUUCGAUUAUUCAGCUCGAGAAGAUAAUACAAAGGAAAGUGAGAUACAGCAGACAGAAUCAGCAACGGAAACAAAUGAAAUUGAACCCACUGAAAUUGAAGCAGUUCCUCGAGAAAGCAAUACCUGUGUUUCAGAGGAGCCUUCUCAAGAAGAUCAUAUAAAAGAAAGUGAAACAAGUUUUGACAAUCAAGAAGUGAACAUCACAGAAUCUUCAGAAGUAAAUGAUAGUCACAAAGAUAUAAUAUCUGGAGGAAUCUCUGACCCAAGCAACACAGCUUCUGCUGGGGAUUCAUCUGAAGGAAGCAAUGUCCCUGAAGGCGAGCCACCUGAACAGGCUGUGCAGGAACUGGGAUCAGAGGAGAUAAAGAACACUCAAAUUGAUGAAGUGAAUGAAACAUCCCUUGAAAUGAAUGCUACUGUCUUUCAGAUACCAAGUCAAGAAGAAAAUCCAGACACAACCAAAUUGCAUGAAUCAACAGAGGUGAGCAACAUUGAAGCCACAGAAAUGCACGGAAACCCCCACCAAAGUGAUCUGGCUGCUCAGUCAGAGGAGCAAACAACAGAAGGAAUAUCAAGUGGUCUGAAACCAGAAUCAAUUGAAGGUAAUGAUACAGAAGCCAAAAAAUGUCAAAGUACCUCUCAGGAAAAAACAAUCUCUGCCUCUGAGUCUGUCCCAGAAGAUGCAACCACUGAACCAGAUGUUGAUCACCAACAACUUCAGGAUCAAGAAUCUGCCAAACUCAAGGAAACCGAAGCUGAUAAAUUUCAAGAAAUUGUCUCAUCUAACACUCUUUCUUCUGAGGAGUUCACAUCAACAGAACCAAGUUCUGACACCGAAGCAGACAAUUCACAGUUAGCAGAAGAAACUGAGGACACCGAAAUUGUGAAAAGUAAUACUGCUCUUGCUGAGGCAGCAGCUCCAGAAACAGAUGCAACUGCUGAUACAUCAUCUUUCCAUGAGACAGAUCUAGAAGAGAACAAGGACACAGGAACAAUUGAAACAGAGGAUGGUAUGGUAUCAAGUGACUAUACAUCAGAAAAGAUGGACACGGAAACCAUGGAGACUGAAGCAGUCCCUCAUGAUAGUAGUGAUGCAAAUAUAAAAGAACACACUGAAGACGAUACUUCAACACCAAAUGCCCCACAUGCUGGUACUGAACCUGUUCAUGAGCUAGAAUCAGUUGAAGUCAGCGCUGACACAACGGAACAUCCAGGAGAGACCCAUGACUCUGCUUCUGAUGAGCUUACUCCAACAGAAGAAAAUACAGCAGUAACAGAACCAUCUUUUAGUACACAGGAAGUGCAGAAUCUGACAUCUCAAGAAAUCAAGGACAGCGAAGAUGACAAAACUGAUGAAUUCUCAGAUAUCAAUAGCUUUCCUAUUCCUGGAGAGGCAGACCAAGUACCAAGAAGUGAAACAACUCCUGAUGUCCAAGAAGUGGAAGAACUGGGUUUAACAGAAGAAACAAGAGACAUUGAAGCCAUAGAGCCUGGAGAUCAGCAAGAAGACAUAGUUUCUACCCUUGAGAAGCCAGAAAUAGACGGUGAACCAAGUGCUGAUAAUCAGCAGGUUCAUGAGGACAAACUACCAGAAGUGGAAGACAAUAAAGCAAUUGAAGCUGAAGCCUCCAAGCAAAGUAAUAUUGCCACUCCUGAUAAUGCAGCUGAAGAAAGGAAUGAACUGGAAAGUGAUCCAGAUCCAUAUGCCCAGCCAGCAGAACAGGUAGAAUUAUCCAAAGACAAUGAGAACAGCCAGCUUGUGAAGACAGAAGAAACCUCAGACCAAAGCAAUUUUGUCGUCCUUAGAAGGACUACAGAAGAUUCUGUUGCAAGAGAAAUUGACCCACCUGUUGCCAUUAAACAAGAGCAACCAGUGGAAGAAAUCAAGGGUGUCGAUGCCACUGAAGCUGAAGAAGACUUUCGUACAACCCAAGCUGUUGCAAUAGAGAAACUAGCUUCAGUCAAUAAAAUAGCAACAGUAGAACCGACUUAUGAUAUUCAGCGAAUGGAUGACUUGGAAGCAACAGAGGAAAAGAAGCACGCUGAAGCCAUUAAUGAAGGAGAUCAAUCCAAUAUUGCUGUUUCAGAGGAACAAACUCCAACAUAUAAUGGAGAAACACCAGAAGAUCAUCAUGUAGAAUCAAAUGAAGGAACGAUGGGGAAUGAAACUGACAAUAUCAUUUUGGCACACGGAAUCAAAGAUGAAAUACAGAAGUCAGCAGAACUAAAGGACGGUCCAUGUGAUUUGUCUGAAACUGUUUUAACAACUCGGAGAAGUGAGAACAUGAUUGAUGAAGAUAAUGUUCAAACUUAUGGCAAUGAUACAGUAGAGGCUUCAAACAGUAUCCAUCAAGUCAAAGAAGAGCCAGAUGCUGGAACCGAACAUAAUUCAAGCCAAAUGAUAAGUGAAUGUAGUGGAGAGAACGAAACUCAUGUCCAAGAUAGAGAUGUAGACAUGUGGAUUCUCACAGAAGGUGUCAUUGCAGAAGCAUCACAGGCUUUAUUGGAAAAUGAUCCUCAGGCAGCACAAGAUACUAUAGAAAAGGAUGAUACAACGAAAAGUAGUGAGCCAAUCAGUGAUCACGAUAGCAGGCAACAUUGUGAUGUAGAAGCACUUCAACAACAAAGUUGUGAGACAGAGGCCUUAUCCAUUUUGGAACAAGAUGAGGCUCUGCAAAAGAUUGACUCAGAUCAAAAGCAGAAAGAAGUUGAGGAGAUUGAAAGUCAGAAUGAUGAACUUCAGGUAGAUGAACAGAAACAUGAAGACAAGAGGGAUGAUUUAGCCAAAGAACCACUAGUGGAGUACCAGAAUUUCGAAAACAGAGCUUCAAACAACACAAAAGACAAUGAUGCAUUCAAGGUUGAACAAACAGAGGCAGCCAAUAGUGAGAUUCUCAAGAAUAAAGCCCUACAUAUAUCCAAGGAAUCCACCCCAAGCAUUAUGGCUAUGAAGGUUGAAAACAUUAAGGAAACAAGUGAAGGAACUGAAGAAGAUGAUGCUGCCAAAAAUGAUAACAAAGAUGAACAGGAGAAUGCAGAAAAUGUUGAUAUAGUAUCAAAAACUUCUACUAAUGAACAAGGCCAAACAACUGAUGAAAUUAGAAAAGAAGAGGAUCCUGUUCACAUCAUUCAAGCAUCAGAGAAAGAGAUCGCAGAUGAAAUAGAAGAAAGUAAAGAAAUACAUGAAGACAAUGCUAUUUGUCAUGAUAAAUUACAGACAAAUUCUGAAAAGGAAGAGUCACCUCAACCGCAUUCCAAUGAACCAUACAAUGUGGAUGCUAAAAUUGAUGAUACAACAUCUCUAUGCGAAGAAAUAAUCCAUGACAAUACAAGUAUAAAUCCUAGAGAAAUUGAAGAGAUAGGAGAAAACAAAGGACCAGACUUCACUUCUGAACCUUCUGUAGAAUCAUCCAUACAGAACAAUGUUGAAGACUCAAGCAGUCAUCACAAGGUUGAAGAUGAAAAGCUUUCAAUGUCUGAGAAAAAUGAUGUAGAUACUGAAGCUAUGCAAGAAAUAAAUGAUGAAUCUGGCGCGGAUAUAAACCAAACAGAACAAUGUCAAGAAGAAAUUACUGCAGAUGAUGUUCUGCAACUUGAAACAGAAGGAAAUUCAUUUGACAAGAUUGAAGAGACUGCUUCAAAUGAGGAAACAGAGACUAGUACAGCAGCCACUGAAGCAGUAACGUUCAAUGAAGAUAUUACUGACAAGGUUAGCGGAGCUGAUGGAGCACCGUCUAACGGAAGUCUCAAGACCUUUACUGACACUGGAAGGGAUAUUGAUGUUCCAUUGGUAAUUACAACAUCAAAGGAAGAAAGUGUGAACGACACUAUGGAAAACCUCAAUCUUGACCUUCCUGGACAUCAGGCACAGGAUGGCAACACCGCUGAAAAGGUGCUCAGCUUAGAGGAAAGAGAAAGAGAGAUGCCUUCAUCAGAGAAGCUCCUUCAAACUGAACCAGGAGAGAAUCAAAUUCCCAAUGAACAGGAUGAAAAGGACAUACGAGAUGAGAAUCAAACUCUAAAAGAAAAGGAUGAAGAUGACAUGCAAGAUACAGAAUUUGGAGAGGCUAAGAAAGAAGUUCAACAAGAAUUACCUGUCUCCCAUUUUCUGAUGAAUCUAAUAUUGGGAAAAGAGAGCAGUGAUGCAAAUGAAGAUUCAGAAUCUGAGGCUGCAAGGAAGCAAGGUGAAGCGACAGAAGAUGACAGCUGCACGUUCAUUUCUGAACAAGAAGAAAGUCUGGGGUCACUUCCUACAGAAAAUAAGGUGGAUGACAAUCCCACCUUUGUUGAACAAGAAAAACAUGAAGUUAAAUGCUCUGAAGAAACACAGGAAAUGGUCGAAGAACAAAGUGAUGAUCAGCUGCACACAGAAAGAUCAAUUGAAAUUGAUGAGGAUAUCAAAAAGAACACUCGUGCUUUAGAAAUACCAGCAUACCAAGACAAUCCCCAGGAUGGAAUUUCUGGUGAAUUGCAGACAGAAGAAGCAGCUGGUGUUUCUACAAAAAUGGUAACUAGAGAUAUUGAUAUUUCGAGUGUUGUGCUGGACAACAGAACAGUUGGUACUGUGUGUCAGGAAAAAAUGGAGGUAUCAACAAAAAAUGAAAAUGGAAGCUUGAGGAGCAGCCUGAAUGACUCAACAAACACAAUGGCUCCCCAAGACGAUACUCUAGGAGAAGGACAAUCAAGGCUCGUGCUUGAACCUUUACCUGAAGACAAAAGUGUUGAUGUAGUUUCUGAGCAAGCACCUUUGUUGACAGAAUCAGGAAUGACUGACGCGAAUGACUUAUCUAGCGAUACUACAAGUGCUCAAAACCCUGUGUCUACAAAACCCACUGAAUCUGCCAGAGUUGAGGCCACAUAUUCUACUGAUAUUCAACUGGAGAAUGAAGAAGUAGAUAAGAAAGAAGAGGACCAGCAUGCAAACACAACCAAAGAUGAAGUUUCUAAAGAGAUUGUAGAAAGUUCACAUAUAAAUCUGCAGAAAAUAACAAGGCCUGAAGAAAAAUCUAAUGAGCUAGAAACUCAAAUUACCGAACCAGUUUGUGACAGUCAGGCAAUUUUGGCCCAUGAAAAGGAAAUAUCUGAAGAAAACUUUCCAACAGCAGUCGAAAUUCAGGCUGAUGGUCCAAACAUGCAGAUCAACCAAGAUAAGCAAGAUGAAGCUGCUGACAUCGAAACUGAAAUGAAGCCAGAAAAAUUAGGGGAAUCUAAUUUUCAGGAACACCAGGACAAUGGUACUGAGCAAAAGUCUCCUAAAGAGACUGAUGAAGGAGACCAGCAACUUGUGGCCAAGAAAGAGAUUCUGACCCAAGAAAUGGAUGUGCAUGAGACAGUUGAAAGACCUCAGCAAGCAGUUGAAAGUCCUCAGCAAACAGUGAGCAUAACAUCCAAUGAAGACCAGGAACUGUUUGAUUCAAAGGUCCAGGAACGUGAUCUCAAUGUAGUUUCACCCAGAGAAGCUUCUGAGGCUGAAGAAAACUUUGUGGACGUAACCAAGCCAGAAUUCAGCACAGAUGAAGAACAAAGUCCAAAGGCUGAUGCAGAAGAGAAGAUUUAUGACGAGAAGAUAAAGGACAUAGAGGGAACUAAGAAUUUAACUGAUGAAGCAGCAAUAAAAACUGAAGCACCAGGAGCAGCCCAGAAGACACGUAAAAAAUAUAGCCUAUUGUCUGGCGUGGGAUCGAAGGUAAAACACCAACUCGCAAAAGUGAAGAAAGCCAUUGUAGGCAAACCUGGGCACACAAAACCAGUAUCUCCGACGGCAUAAAACUCCAGUCACCUUAGAACAUGUACAUUAUUGUAUUGUUUGUAGUCUUGUGAGCCAUUUAUUUCGGUGGUAGUGUUUGCGAUGGGCUAGGAGAAGGUCCUCUUCACAACCAUAGCAUUGGAAUUCUAUGAUGUUGCACAUGAAACACCCCCCCCCCCCCUCGAGAGUAUGUUGAAGAUGUUUGUAAAUAUGUCUAGUGUGUAAAUUCAAGUUUCCCUGAAACUUUGAGGUAGAAUCAAGGACAUGUAAUUGGUCAAUUGUUUGUAUUCUUCGUUGAAAUGCACAAGCAGUUUGUGGUCA